AUGCCUGAUGUGUUUCCUGGUCCCGAAGGAGAACCGCAAUCGGAUAGGAUGCUUGAGAUGAAACUCUUCCACCACUAUCUAACAGAGACAUACAUCACACUCUGUCAAGGGCGUCUAGAUGCUCACCACUUUCAAGUGGUUGUCCCACGGAUCGCGGUCUCCCAUGCCUUCUUGCUGGACAGUCUACUAGCAAUGUCUGCUCUUCAUCUAGCGUACCUGAACACUCAUGAUAACCGUCCAUGGCUCGAGAUUGCCCUUAAAUACCAGAACAGAGCCUGUUCAGCAUUCACCCGUGUACUCGCGGAAAUGACACCCGAGAACUGCGCACCAGCAUUCCUGUGCUCCAUCUUCAUUAUGCUCUGCGCAACGGCCUACCCGUGUGUCACCCAGGAUAAGCAUACAUUCGAGCCUUUGUCCCAUGUCUUGGAGAUCCGGCAGCUCAUAGCGGGAUGUGCAUUUCUUUUUGAACAGCUUAGCGGCAUGGAAUAUCGGGGUGACCUCCAAGGGUGGCUGAAGUACAAGGAUGACGAGAUCGAUCAAGAUGGGAAUCCCUACCACGUACAGGAAUCCCAGAUCAAACUACGCAGCCUUGGUGGGCCGAAUCAGACAACGUACCAAAACACGUGGGAUAUUCUUCAUGAAGCCAUCAAACGAUGGCCAUUCGGCGGCCCAAACGGUGGCAUUAUUGCGUGGCCCAUAAACAUCAGCGAAGACUACAUUGCUCUGCUAAAAAGUGGAGACUGGGUGGGCCGGGUGCUAUUUCUACACUACGGGGUCGGAUUGCACCUUCUCUCCGACAAGUGGUUUGUCCGAGACUGGGGCCGACGUCUUAUUGAAACAGUCCUGCAAUCGCAGGAAGAUAUACCCCCAAUUUGGACCGAAACCAUCACCUGGACAAAGGAGGCCGUGGAGCUUUAA
Aspergillus niger is the source of this 918-nucleotide messenger RNA. RefSeq lists its product as uncharacterized. Gene Ontology annotation, molecular function: DNA-binding transcription activator activity, RNA polymerase II-specific. The coding region runs from base 1 to 918 and encodes 305 amino acids. The transcript is spliced from 3 exons. Lineage: Eukaryota; Fungi; Ascomycota; Eurotiomycetes; Eurotiales; Aspergillaceae. The record is from RefSeq and is a predicted model, not a curated record. Gene Ontology annotation, biological process: regulation of transcription by RNA polymerase II.